UUAAAGUAUGCCUCUUGUUAUUGUGCUCAGUCACUACGUCAUAUCCGACUCUGUGACCCCAUGGACUAUAUGUAGCCCACCAGGCUCCUCUGUCCAUGAGAUUUCCCAGGCAAGGAUACUGGAGUGGGUUGCCUUUUCCUUCUCCAGGGGAUCUUCCCAGACCAGGGAUCAAACCCAUGUCUCCUGUAUUGGCCAACUGGGAAGGCUCUUAUAAAACAGUAUAUGUUUUAUAUUUUCUCUAUUCUCACAGCAGGCUAUUAUUCUUUUAGUGGCCACUUUGGGAUAAUAUGUAUCCGUUACUUCUUACUGUAACAAUCAUCUUUCUUUCCUCUGUAAUCUUCCGUCUAUAGUUAGUACUUUUGUUACUUUCUCAACAAGGUAACUCCCCUAUGUUAUUAUUUGUAGAUGUUAUAUUUAGUUAUUGUUUCGGGGCUCUGAAUUUCUUCCUGUGCUUCAAUGCUUCCAUUUUCCUUUUAUUUUUCAUUUCAUUCCAUUUUCCUUCUACCUGAAAACUUUUAUUAGUAUUUCUUUGACUACAGGUCAAAACUUCAGUCCCAACCUGAUUUUUUUUUUCAUUAUGUCCUUAUCUGACUAGGCCAGAAUAGUGUAAAUUAAACUUUUUUCUGAUGUUAAGUAAGUUGGGAAAUCCUAAUCUUAAUGGAGAGAAGAACUUUUAGGAGUAUAUUUUAAGACAAUAACUAGAGACCUUUGUAACAUCAUAGUGAAAAAUUAAGACUGACAUAAUUGAAAAUAAGCAAGGGGUUAAUAAAUCAGAUAUGGCUGAUUUACAUUAUGUAUUGAUAAUAAUAUGCAUCUAACAAGAGUGAUGUUAUCAGUAAAUGAAUACGUAAUCAUAGACAUGUCUGUGUAAGGAAAUGUGAACAAAUACAUACUAACUGUGCAUUUUGACUGCUUAUAGGAGGUAGGUAGAUGUUGGGGGUUAGGACUUCCGAGUUUUUAACUUAGAAAGGGAAAAAAAAAAAUCACUGUGGGUAGAAAUACCAGGCACUAUUUUCUUUCUUUUAAAACAUUUUCUUUUUUCUAUUCUAAAUAAUCUUGCGGUAAGAGUAGCCUAGGCUGCAGGUUUUCCCCUUUCAAGUCUUUGACUAUAUCUUGCCAGUCCCUUCUGUCCUGCAGUGUUUCUGUAGAGGCUCACCUGACAGCUGCUGGGGGGGAGCCUUGUAAUUAACGCUCUGUUCUUCUCUUGCUGCUGUGAGAAUCCUGUCUUUCACUUUUCUGUUUGUGGGAGAAGGUAGGCUUCAUAUCUUGCUGCUCUGCCAUCAUGAUGGCUCUCUCCAGACAUUUCCUAAGCUUCUUUAAUAAGGUGACAAAAUGGUAUAAGAUUCCUGUCUUAUAAAAUCAAAAUAAAUAUAAAAACAUUUGAAAGGUAUUCAGAUCUCAUUGGCUAAGAGGAAAAUGUCAAUCAGACCAUCAAAACCCAGAAUACCUUUGUUUGUGCGUGCAAGUAAAAAAAACAUCUUGUAAGAACUUUACCUGGCAACACCUGCCUGGCCUCUACUACAGAAAACAUGUGUGUGGAACACUCUUUUUGCACACAGUUUUAAAGAGUGUAUUGAAGUGAUUGAGUUUUAAUAGAAUUUAUGAUUGAUGGUGCCCAGCCCUAUCUUGCACAAGUUUCAUCUUUUAAACCCAACUGGUGUUCCCUUCCUUGAAGCCUUCACCUCACUUCCCAGAUUUCCUUUAUUAAGUUGUUUUUGAGAUGGAAGCACGUAAGAUAGAAGCUGAUGUUCCGUGGUGUCUUUUCACUUCACUUGUGGUUUCCUUAACGUUUUUGUCCAUUACUCAGUUAUUCAUAUACUGACUCAUUUUUUUUUUCCCAUUGAAAAUGUUUCUGUGUAGCAUCACUGAUAGGCUUAAAUGCAUCUUCAGUAAGGGUAUUACUCUGUCAGGAGGCACGUUAAUAGGAGUGAUGUUCAUAUUUGACAACCCCUCCGGCCAGGACACAUCCAGAACUUGCCCCGAUGGGAUCCUGGAUGCUGAUGCGGGGCGGGCGGUCCCCUCCUUACCGGACUGUGGUGAGGAUGGCUGCCAGCGGGGCUCCCUGCCGCCACUGCUCACCAGGCAGCGUGGAAGCAUUUCAGGAUCUGACAGGUCAGCUCGGCUGUUUGGGUGUGUGCCAUUGAGGGCAGCUGCGUGUCAGCUCAGCUUAAGGGGUCUGGUGACGUUUGGGGACGUGGCCGUGGACUUCUCGCAGGAGGAGUGGGAGUGGCUGAACCCCGCGCAGAGGAGUCUGUACAGGAAGGUGAUGCUGGACAACUACCGGAGCCUGGUGUCGCUGGGAGUUUCGGUUUCUAAGCCAGAUGUGAUCUCAUUACUGGAGCAAGGAAAGGAGCCCUGGCUGGUGAAGGAGGAGGGGCCAAGGGGAGCACGCUCUGAUUGGGAGUAUGCAUUUAGAAACAAGGAAUUUCCAUCAAAGCAAGUUAUUUAUGAAGAAUCAUCCAAAAUAAUGAUGAUGGGAAGAAGCCAUCUUAGUUAUAACCUCAACUGCUCCAGUUGGAGAGGAGACCCUAAAAGUAAGGACUGGUUUAAGAACCAGUUGGGAACUCAGGAGGUACAUGCUAGUCAGCUGAUCGUCACUCACAGAGAAAUCCUAACUGAGGAUCACAGUAAUGAAUAUACUAAGUCCUGGCAAACUUUCCAUCAGGAUACAAUCUUUGAUAUAAAGCAGAAACGUAAUAAGCAUGAGCCACAAAAGAGAAGUUACCGGAAAAAACCUGUGGAAAUGAAACGUAAGAAAGUCUAUGUAGAAAAGAAACUUUUGAAAUGUAAUGAAUGUGAGAAGGUGUUCAACCAGAGCUCAUCUCUCACUCUUCAUCAGAGAAUUCAUACUGGAGAGAAGCCCUACGCGUGUGUCGAGUGUGGGAAAACCUUCAGUCAGAGUGCAAACCUAGCUCAACAUAAGAGAAUCCACACUGGAGAGAAACCCUAUGAAUGUAAGGAAUGCAGGAAAGCCUUCAGCCAGAAUGCCCACCUUGCUCAACACCAGAGAGUUCAUACUGGAGAGAAACCUUAUCAGUGUAAAGAGUGCAAAAAAGCCUUCAGCCAGAUUGCACACCUGACUCAACACCAGAGAGUUCAUACUGGAGAGAGACCUUUUGAAUGUAUCGAGUGUGGAAAGGCCUUUAGUAAUGGUUCAUUUCUUGCUCAGCAUCAGAGAAUUCACACUGGAGAGAAACCUUAUGUAUGUCAUGUGUGUGCGAAAGCCUUUAGCCAUCGUGGAUACCUAAUUGUACAUCAGAGAAUACAUACAGGAGAGAGACCCUAUGAAUGUAAGGAGUGUAGGAAAACCUUCAGCCAGUAUGCACACCUUGCUCAGCACCAGAGGGUUCAUACUGGAGAGAAACCGUAUGAAUGUAAAGUAUGUAGGAAAGCCUUCAGCCAGAUCGCGUACCUUGAUCAACAUCAGAGGGUUCACACUGGGGAGAAACCCUAUGAAUGUAUCGAAUGUGGGAAGGCCUUUAGCAACAGUUCGUCACUUGCACAACAUCAGAGAAGUCAUACUGGAGAGAAGCCUUACAUGUGUAAGGAAUGUAGGAAAACGUUCAGCCAGAAUGCAGGCCUUGCUCAGCAUCAGCGAAUUCAUACUGGAGAGAAACCUUAUGAAUGUAACAUUUGUGGGAAAGCCUUUAGCUACAGUGGGUCUCUAACUCUACAUCAGAGAAUUCAUACUGGAGAAAGACCCUAUGAGUGUAAGGACUGCAGGAAAUCUUUCAGGCAGCGAGCACACCUCGCUCAUCAUGAGAGAAUCCACACUAUGGAGUCAUUCUUGACUCUUUCCUCUCCCUCAGCCUCUGUGUCCAGUCCGCUGCCAAGACCUGUAGGCUUUAUCUCCUAAAUAUGCCUUGAAUCUGACUCCAUUAAUCCAUUUCCAUUCUAUCAAUGUUUGUCCAAUACAUGAUAAUCUAUUUGACACAGACUAUGGGAAUAGCUUUUUAAUCCAUCCCCCUGUAUUUACCAUUUCCUGUUAGUAAUCCAUAUUGCAGUCAAACUUGUAUUUAAAAAGUCUGACCAUAUCACUUCUCCCUCGUUAAAACCCUUCACUGGCAUCCCAGGUGCACAUUGCUCAAAAUAGCCUAAAAGACCCCUGCCCCCCAAUACCUUGUUCCCGUUUACAUUUCAGAGUCCCAUUUCAUGUGACCAUCUCAUUCCUGGGCUACUUAUCAAAAUUCAGAAUUUCAUAUUGCAGCAACAACUAGAUUGGGGUUCCAGUUCUUACUGUUCCAUUUUCUAGCCCUCUAGUUCUGGACGAACAUUUUGUCCCUUGUAAGCAUCUUGUCUUUUUAUUUCUAUUAUAGAAAUAAUAAUGGUACUACCUCAAAAGUUAAUGGGAGGAUUAAAUGAGAUAAUGCAUGUAAAUUGCUCAGCACAGUGCCUAGCAUAAUCAAUAAACAUUAAUGUAAAAUAAAAGGAUAACUAUGUAUACAAAGAAGAUCUGAUCAUCUUAGCAGUGAUUAUCGGUGAAAUAACAAAACAGCUCAAGACCCAGGAGACUAAAGAUUUUUUAGUAGAAAGAGCUUCCUUGUUCUGAAGCUGAGUGAAAAGGGUAUCCAACACAGUAGAGUUAAUGUUGGAGUUCAUGAUGAUAGAGUUAAGAUGGUGGCUUCUGUUUCAGUACAAACAUGGAAAUACGAUUUUGUUGAUAAGGAAAACUAACUUCAUUAUAUAUUCAACAGUUUUAAGAAACCAGGUGUUAAACAUCAAUUGUAAUAAGUAAAAUUUACUGAGAUGUA
Molecule: messenger RNA, 4751 nt
Organism: Cervus elaphus (red deer)
Lineage: Eukaryota; Metazoa; Chordata; Mammalia; Artiodactyla; Cervidae
Gene: ZNF583
Product: zinc finger protein 583
Exons: 4
Coding region: 1847-3856 (669 amino acids)
Biological process (GO): negative regulation of transcription by RNA polymerase II
Molecular function (GO): DNA-binding transcription repressor activity, RNA polymerase II-specific
Source: RefSeq, a predicted model, not a curated record